Messenger RNA from Paraphaeosphaeria sporulosa, 1936 nucleotides. RefSeq lists its product as uncharacterized. The record is from RefSeq and is a predicted model, not a curated record. The transcript has 6 exons. NCBI's taxonomy places the organism in Eukaryota, Fungi, Ascomycota, Dothideomycetes, Pleosporales, Didymosphaeriaceae. The coding region runs from base 125 to 1915 and encodes 596 amino acids.
UCAGUUUCGGUCGGUCCUCAAAUUUGCCAAACUGGACUCGCAGACAAGAUCCAUCACAGCUCUCUCAAAUGAAGGCAGCAACAGUCGGUUCUUCAGCCUUGCCGACGCGAAACCGAAUGACAUCAUGAAGGCCUUCUCCUCUGAUCACCAAGGCUAUGAGUUAACAGAAAUUGGCUCAUCGCCACUUCUGGAACACCCGUCGCCGAGAAGGACCGGGAAAAUUAGAAACGUCAUCCGCAGACCUUUCUCGGAUUUCAAAAAGGACGUUGCCUCUAUACAAUGGGGUCGCGACCUGGGCCUCUUCGUAUGGUUGGGUGGUAUGAUUUCGGGCCUGACGUUCCUAGGUCUCAGCACGUAUUCGACUUCAGUUGAUGCCUGUUCACCUGAUGGUGAAUUCACAUUAUGGCCCGGUGAUUUCAACUACUGGCACUCGUCCAACUUUUUCCAGAUCAACUUUGGAUUCGGCAGAUUGACUUUUGCGCAGGCAAAGGCUAUUGAUGUUGUUUGGGAUGUCGUCGUUGGUCGCGCGGGACAGGCGCUUUUGGCUAUCGUAUCGUGGCAGGUCUUCGCUAGAUAUCUUACCACUUCCAUGGGGAUCCAGCCCGUAACAUUCAACACAUUCAGCGCAAUUUUCCUUCACAAUGAACCAACCAUAAUGUCACUUUUCCGUAUAUCCCGCGACUUUACGACGCGGCAGCGCCUGCGGUCGAAAAUUGCAAUGAUCUUUAUGCUUGUCACUAUGGGAUACAUACUAGCCUUCCCAACCAUUGCAAGCGCCAUGACGGGUUAUAAUGGGAAUGUUGCAGCUUUUGUUCCCGAUAGCAGUGGAAACUUUGUCAAGUUCGAAAGUUUCCAGCCCGUUUUGUAUGUCAUACACGAUGGUGAUCGAAUCAACAAAACCAAGGAUUUCGCAGUGACACCAUUCGCUUCGGGUCACAACCAGCCUUAUUUGACGCAUGACUCGAUCAAUGGGCUCGAGAAUGACAAUUUCUACAUGGCGGGUUCGCUUGCGUCAGCUGACGCGCCUGCAUACUACUUCGCAUGGAAUGUAUCGCUUUACGUUGAAACGUAUGGAUUCCUGGGGCUUGGUAGCGCAAACUCAACUGACGGAAAGACCAAAUUUCUCAACCAAACGCUUGAAUCGCCGCCUCUCAAUAUCUCUGCAUACUACAUCCCUGCUCAAUUUUCUCAUUAUUGGUUCGGUCCAGUAUUUUAUGGCUAUGAUUAUAGACUGAACGACAAUUAUCCGUUUCGUGACCCUCGCAACAUGAGAUGGACUUGGGAACAGCAGGUAGUAAACUAUACCUACGUUGAGAACUCUGCCCAGUGCCAGGCAACCAAAGAUUUUCAAUGGGGUUUCUCGUUCUUACAACUCUUCAUCGCCACAGCAUGGGUGUUUGUAUGGAGCAUUGGCAUGUUCACCAUGUGGCUGAAGACGCACAAGCUUCGUUCCGCACAAGAUCAGCACGAAAUCGCGGGUGAAUACAAGGCAAUCCUUCAACUGGCCUCGGCGAUACAUGACAACUUCCAAUCGUGCCCUGAAGGCGGUGAUACGAACCCAAACCGACUCACCGAGAGUGAUCUAAAAAACCGCAUCAACAAGGUGCUGAAGGGGGGAGUCAUAAUGUAUCAGAAACCUCCUGACGUUGGUCAGGUGAACUUCUGGGAGGUUUUCCGACAAUGGCUCGCAAGGGAAAAGUGGUGGAUACCAGUGUGCCUAGUCGUUCUCACAUUUAUGGGAACGGGAUUCAUGUUGGAGAUGACCUUUUGGAUAUGGUCGUUCGGGCCAGGCGUGGGCAUCAUUUGGGCAAUGUCGUUUUGCUCGACCCUGGGGAGUCGGCUACUUAUGGUCGUGCUGUGGAGCCUGCUGUUCCUGGUUGUCGCUCUCAGCUUGCGGUUGGCCAUUUCCUUGUAGGACAGGUCGAUGUUACCACUU